Cyclocybe aegerita is the source of this 756-nucleotide messenger RNA. The record is from the annotation of a GenBank genome assembly. Lineage: Eukaryota; Fungi; Basidiomycota; Agaricomycetes; Agaricales; Hemipholiotaceae.
AUGAUAACCUUCUACGACAUUGCCUGUACUCGCCCCAAUACAACGUGGUCUCCAAGUACUUGGAAGACGAGAUAUGUUCUCAACUAUAAGGGCCUUUCCUACCGUACGGAAUGGGUCGAUUUUGACGAUAUUGAAGCCCACUCCAUCAAGAACGGGUUCGCCCCUUCGUGUAAGAGAGCGGACGGCAGCCCUCGCUACACGCUUCCCGCUAUCUAUGACGAGUCAACCGGAGCGAAGAUUGCGGACUCGUCCCUCAUCGCCGACUACCUUGAGGCAACCUAUCCGGAUACGCCAUCCAUAUACCCUCACAACACUCGUGCGUUGCAAGCCGCAUUCGAGUCGGCCGUACUCGCACACCUCGAUGCCGUGCACCAGUUCACAGCCCCGUACCUCAUGACCAAGAAAUACUUCACCCCGAAGACCGAAGAGUACUAUCGCAAAUUCAGAGAACCUGCGUUUGGCGGAAAGCGUCUCGAGGACCUCCUACCCUCCGGGGAAGCGCGCGUCAAGCAGUGGGAGCGCUUGAAGAACGACAUUGGGAAGAUCGCCUCUUGGUAUGAUCAGAAUAAUGGAAAGGGACCGUUCUUACUUGGCGAGACGCCGUCGUGGGCGGACUUCGUCACUGCUUCCUUUCUCGUUUGGUUCAGGAUUAUUUGGGGGGAGGAAAGCGAGGAGUGGAAAGAGUUGGAGACAUGGCACAAUGGACGAUGGAAGAAGCUGUUCGCGGCUGUCAAGAAUUACGAAGCGAUGGCGUAG